Molecule: messenger RNA, 4640 nt
Organism: Hymenoscyphus albidus
Lineage: Eukaryota; Fungi; Ascomycota; Leotiomycetes; Helotiales; Helotiaceae
Source: the annotation of a GenBank genome assembly
UACCACUGUAGAAAAUAUCCGAGCGAUCAUAUGCUGGGUGUGGUCAUACGUUGUCUGGAUGCUGUUCGACCGAUAUCAUCGUGCUGGUACGAAGUCUCAACUGGCGUUUCUCCGUCCACCACAUCGUGACUCGCCGAGCAUCAGGAUCCUGCGCUGUAUACAAAACAAUUGACGAUACCUCCUAUGAGUGGCCCUCGGAUGAAUGUCAAUGAGCACCAUUGUUGUCUUCUCGCAGAGUCUAUUUGGCACAGCUGGAGGUGUGCGGAGUGAAUGGCGUGCGCGCUAACCUCGGCUAGCGACAUGGUUUUCAUGAGGCAGUGGGUUCGUUUCUGUCAGUGCAAUCCACACUGACGUUGGAUCGUGACCCCAUCUGGUGGGAAGCAAGUCUAUUUACGACCCCAAUGUAUAAUCUCCCCAUUCUAACCCAGAAGAGAACCUAGAAAUAAGCGUAAGUUGGAUGAUAAUGGGCGAUCCUUGGCUCUCAGACCGCGUUGGUCCCUCAGUGGCCAACCGUCCAGUCGAACCCACUCCUUGUCUGUCUAUCCUUCUCCUCAACUCUUCUCUCUUUCCUUUUUACACUUUCGCUAGCCGAUGCGAAUCAUCGUCCUCAAUAUAUCCCAAAAACAGAAGGAGACCAUGUUCUAGUGCUCGCCGAUUCCCCAUCGUCAUCUUCACAUUCGUCUGUGAAUAACCCAUAAGAGACCACCUUCACUCUGUUGUGUUUCCGCAACCUCGCUUGCAUCACAAAUAUCAUCAGCUCAGAAUACUCUAGACCACGCCUCCCAGGUCUCAUAUAAGCACCACUUACUUCCUCAACCUGCCGUCACAAAAAUCAACUUUCCAUUCAGCCUCGAUUCCAUUUCUUGAACCAGGCCCUCGGAGCGGGAGAUCAGCAACCGCCGUACGGGUAUUGUACACGGUAGCACAAAAUACUUUUCUAGAACGAGGCAAAGGUCACGCAUUGAUUUGUCUGAUCCAAAAGAAAAGAAUAGACACUUUUCCGUCUUCCAUGUGAGCAUGUCCCCAAUCCUCAUCCAUAACACUUCUCUACUAGCUUCAUAUUGCACCAUUUCUUCAUCCCUGCACGUCACGCUACUUUCCCAAAGCCAACCUAGUCUCAUGCCUAUUGUUUGUCACAACAACUAUCGAUUGGUCUUCAUUCUUUCAAUUCCUCUACUUGUAGUUCAAGUCGAUAGCAAAGAUUCUUCCUCUCACGGAAACGAGUUAUUUCAAGGGUUACGCAGCCAUAUACGCGGCUGUUGGUUCUUAACCUGGCUUGCUCUCCUCCCCCAGUCACCCGUACAAAUCACCAUCCUUCAUUCAGAGCACGCAAUUUAUUGGUGGCGGGUCCAUCACAAGCCCCCACGCCUUUUGCUGCAAUACUUCCCCGGAGUGCAACAAGAUCAGCUUCAAAGCCCAAACUGACAUAUCUUAGAAUUUCCGGGUGCGUUUGCUUUUCUGGCGGCCUGGCCCUUGUAUGCGGAACGAUCGCCACGCGGGAAGAACCUCGAGUUUAUGUUGAUCCGCCUCCUUGGUAUUCCAACCGGACACUUCUUGACCCCUGGUAUAUUCAGACGAAAUAUCAAAAAAAGAGUAUAUUAGUGUCGUACUCUCGCCGCCUCCUAAGAACUUCCAAGUUCUUGGUAUUCACAACCUGCGGUCUUCCAAAUUCUUUGGUGACAGCUUUCCACGUGGACCAUUACCACCAGUCAACGGUAGCCGUCUUACCUUAUUGACGCCUCUGAGUAAUACGACAGGCCACACUAUCUCACUAAAUUCAAUAUGGCAGCCACAAAGGUUGGCCACGGGCUUGCCGAAGUUCUCGGCAUAAAGCUUCAUUAUCGCAACGAACUUAGCGAGGAGAUUCGUCGUGGGGAAUCAGUCUUCUCCUCCCAGACAGCUGGAACAUACGUGGAGUAUGAGCCAAGAAGUUUAGAAUGGGUGCAAGAGACGAUUCCAAGUGGUCACGAUCUAGCCGAAUACAGCAUAUCUAUUUUUCCCUUCACCAAAUGGAUUGGAUCCUAUAAUCUUCAAUGGCUUGCUGGUGAUCUGGUUGCUGGUGAGUUAUUCGGGUAUUUUAUCUACUUCAUAUAGCACACGCUAACCUUCUACCCAGGUAUCACCAUCGGCGCUGUAGUUGUUCCGCAAGGAAUGGCGUAUGCCUCCCUGGCGGGAUUGCCUGUCCAAUACGGUCUUUACUCUUCGUUUAUGGGUGUACUUGUUUACUGGUUCUUCGCUACUUCGAAAGAUAUCACCAUCGGUGUAAGUCUCUUCUCAUUCGUUCCAAGAUGUGCUCUAACCUCUCUUGCAGCCUGUGGCGGUCAUGUCUACCUUGGUUGGUCAGAUUGUCGCUAAAGCCUCUGUAACGCACCCCGAAAUCCCACCCAAUGUUAUAGCCUCGUCGUUAUCUGUAAUUGCAGGCUGUAUCAUCACUGCUAUCGGCCUUGUGCGUAUUGGGUGGAUUGUCGACCUGAUUCCCUUGGUCUCGAUUUCCUCGUUCAUGACCGGAUCUGCCAUCAGUAUUGCUGUUGGUCAGCUUCCGUCUUUGAUGGGUAUCUCUAAGCCAGGAUUCGAUCCCAGAGGUGUCACAUACAAGGUCUUUAUCAACACUUUGAGAUACCUUCCAAGAACCAAAUUGGAUGCAGCGUUGGGUUUGACUGCCUUAUUCUUGCUUUACACUGUCCGAUUCGUCUGUACACACAUGGCCAAGAAACACCCAGCACGCGCCAAAACAUAUUUCUUUGCUUCGACACUUCGAACUGUAGUAGUCAUCUUGCUAUACACCUUGGUCGGGUUCUUGGCAAAUCGCAACCACCGCAAGAAGCCUAUCUUCAAGAUUUUGGGAACUGUUCCACGAGGUUUGUACAAGAUCAUUCCUCCUUUACUCUAAUCUUACUAACUUUACUCAAGGAUUCCAAGCUGCGGCCGUUCCAACUGUCAAUGCCGAAAUGCUCGGUGUUUAUGCCAGCGAGUUGCCUGCGACCAUUAUCGUUCUUUUGAUUGAGCACAUUGCCAUCGCAAAAUCUUUUGGUCGUAUCAACAACUACAUUAUCAACCCUUCACAGGAGAUGGUUGCAAUUGGUGUCACCAAUAUUCUCGGCCCUUUCCUAGGUGGUUAUCCCGCCACUGGGUCCUUCUCUCGAACUGCUAUCAAAUCCAAAGCUGGUGUCAGAACACCAUUGGCAGGUGUCAUUACAGCCCUGGUUGUCCUCUUGGCAAUCUAUGCCCUCCCAGCUGUUUUCUUCUAUAUUCCAAGCGCUGCUCUAUCUGCCGUCAUCAUCCACGCGGUUGGCGAUCUAAUCACCCCUCCAAACACCAUCUAUCAAUUCUGGCGUGUCUCUCCUCUCGAGGUCCCCAUCUACUUUGCCGGUGUGUUUGUGACGGUUUUCUCAAGCAUCGAGAAUGGUAUCUACACGACUAUCGCUGCGUCAUUUGCCAUUCUCAUUUUCAGAAUUUGCAAAGCCAAAGGUCGUUUCCUCGGCAAAGUCAAGGUCCACUCGCUAUCCGAUAACCGAAUCAUUGGAGACGACUCCAGGCCUUUACUCUCUGGACAAAGCAAUGGCACAUUCGCCAAAUCAGGUGGUUCUCACGAGGAUGCACUAUCUCGAAACCUUUUCCUUCCAAUUGACCACGGCGAUGGAUCCAACCCUGACAUUGAAGUGAUGGAACCCGCUCCAGGGAUCUUCAUCUACCGCUUCUCAGAAGGCUUCAACUACCCCAACGCCAACCACUACCUCGAUCAACUCACCACCCACAUCUUCGCCAACACCCGCCGCACCAACCCACAAGCCUACAAACGCCGCGGCGACCGACCAUGGAACGACCCGGGACCAAGACGCGGCAAGCAAGAAGAAGACCACUCCCACCGUCCCACCCUCAAAGCCGUCAUCCUCGAUUUCAGCGCCGUCAACAACGUCGACAUCACCUCGGUCCAACAACUCAUCGACGUCCGCAACCAAAUGGACCGCUACGCCUCCCCACAAGUCGUCGACUGGCACUUCACCUCCCUCAACAACCGCUGGACCAAACGCGCUCUCGUCAGCGCCGGCUUCGGUUACCCCAGUAUCGUCCCCAUGGAAGGCCAAGCACAGCGCUGGAAACCCAUCUUCUCGGUCUCCGAACUGGGCGGACCUGAUUCCGCCGCUGAAGUCGCGGAGCAUCAAGCCAACGAGAAGGAGAUUGCGGACCAACGCCAGCGGGUAUCGAAGGAUGUGCAUGCUGAGGGCGAGGGCAUCACGAGUAGUUCGCAGGAUAGCCUCUCCAGCACGGUGGAUGUUAAGAGUGGUGGCAAGACGUCGAUUCGUCGUGCGGCUGUCGUGAAUGGGCUGAAUAGACCGUUGUUUCAUAUUGAUCUUACGAGUGCGCUGCAGAGUGCGAUUGCGAAUGUGGAGGCGAGACCGGAGGUUAUGUUACCUGGUCAGGGUCAGGUGUAGAGGGUUUUUCAGAUUGUAUUAUUUUUUUUUUUGGUUGUAUAGGAUUAUUGGAAUGAUAACAUGGGCUGGCUAGACGGCUUUUGCUAUAGUCGGGAUUGUAUAGUUUGAAACUUGAAGCGGUUGAUUUGAGAGGUGAGAUAUGAGAUUUGAGAUAUGGACAUGAGAUAUGGAUAGAAAUGAUACCACCCGUUUUUUUUUGAUGAAAAA